UUUUGCCAACAUGUGUUUGCUAGAUACCAAACUGCAUCUUCUUACGACGACGACUCGUUAUAAAGCGUAUCUUUGAAGUCUUACAAUAAUGCGAAAAUGGGCACAAACGUAAGAUUAAAAUGGAACGAUUUAGAGUCCACCUUGUUUAAAUUGGUUCAGCACAACGAGUUACAAAAAGUUCGGGAAUUUUUUCGCAAAAUCGGUGAAGAGGAUACAAGCGAACUUUCUCCAAUUUUGGGCAGUUGCAAGCAUAUCAUAAAUUUAUUUUCACUCAAAAAAAGCGGAGACACUGUCCUUCAUUUGUGUGCCAGGUUGGGUUACUUUGAGUUAUUCAAAUACUUUGUUGAGGAAGAAGGUGCCAAUAUUGAGCAGUUAAACAAGGAGGGGAAGACAGCCCUUCACGAUGCCGCACAAUUUUCCAAUGCAGUCAUCGUCCAGUACUUACUGCACCGUGGGGCCAACAUUAACGUUGUUAAAAAGGCGGACUGGACACCACUUAUGCUGGCUUGUACGAAACCAGAAAAUUCGGACGUGGUGAGGCUUCUUGUCGCCGCGGGGGCAGAUCUUGCAUUUGUGAACAAGGAUGGUUGGAAUUGUGUUCAUCUUGCUGCUAGGGAAGGAAAUGUUGACAUCGUUAGUAUGCUACUGGGAGGAACUGAGCCCUUGUCAGCAUCAUUGGACAGGAGCAACAGAGGAGGAAAUUAUGAUCUGUCACAGACAAAAAGCAAAAAUGGGAGGAGACCUUUACACACUGCAGUAAUGCACGGACACCUGGAAGUGUCACAACUGCUAUUAAAUCAUCAACCGGAUCCUGCCGAAGACAUAAAUACUCCAGAUCACUGUGGUAUAACUCCGCUCAUGGAUGCCUGUCGCUUCGGUUAUCUACACAUAUUUAACUAUCUUCUCAAACUGGGUGGAAAUUUGCACCAAAUCAAUCAACAGGGACAGAACUGUUUGCACGUUGCUGCUGAGGCAGGACAAACCAGCUUGAUUGAGGAAUUGGUGAACAAUUGUGGGAUGAAUGUGGAUGAGCCUGCACAAGACGAUGCAAAAAUGAGGCCAUUGCAGUGGGCAGCAAAGGAAGGUCAUGUCAAUACGAUAGCAUUACUAUUAAAACUAAAUGCGGACACCUCACUGCAGGAUGCCAAAGGACGAACAGCUUACGACCUUGCAACGACAUUUGGACAACGGCCUGCUGCUCAAGUAUUAGCCAUUGGUUAAAAUCCCUCUGAAGUACACAAAAUUCGAAACUAGCGUAAGACAUUGAAGCAAGAGACUUUGUACUUUUGAAAAAGAUUUAAUAAAAAUACGAAGAACUAGAAACAAUACUCAUGA
Molecule: messenger RNA, 1335 nt
Organism: Folsomia candida
Lineage: Eukaryota; Metazoa; Arthropoda; Collembola; Entomobryomorpha; Isotomidae
Product: ankyrin repeat domain-containing protein 16-like
Exons: 7
Coding region: 97-1221 (374 amino acids)
Molecular function (GO): protein binding
Source: RefSeq, a predicted model, not a curated record